Messenger RNA from Durusdinium trenchii, 1018 nucleotides. Lineage: Eukaryota; Dinophyceae; Suessiales; Symbiodiniaceae. The record is from the annotation of a GenBank genome assembly.
GGGUUCCAAAACGUUCUCUUCCAGCGAAGCUCGCACUACGCCUGUGCUUUUUUCGCUAUGGAGCACCGAGCUCCUUGGCCUUGGGCGCCUUCGGCGCGUUGCGUACUGGAACGCGCGGCCGUCGCACCAGCGCACAGCACCUACCACGCCCGCAGCGUGAGUGCCGCGGCAGAGAGACCGGUGCGGCCAGGAGCGAGGCGGCGCUCCCUCGCAGCUCUGCUCCUAGGGCCAAGCUCCUACGCUCCAGCCGUGCCCCUCAGCAGAGAAACUGGUCUGACCAAUGCGGAGGUUGUUGCAACAUGAAGACAUGACGUGACGUGUCUCAAGACCUGAAAACAACGGUGGAAACCGCAGACAGGCACCGAUUGACUUGGCGGUUCUUAGGAUUCCCUGCCGAAAGUUCUGUUAAACUAUAAGUGCUUAUUGUAUCAUACAUGCAUGAUCUGCCAGCAAAAACAGCGCCCUCGCAGGAGGUGGCGCGUAGCAAGUUGGAGGAUGGCUCCGAGGUGGUGAAGUUGGCCUCGGGCGUCCAGUACGUCGACCGCCGAGUGGGCCGCGGCGAGGUCCCGCAGAUGGGAGACGUGGUUCUUGCCCACGUGAAAGGCUACUUGAUGGAGAAAGAUGACCCUAUCUUCAUCGAUACCUACUCCGACGGAGCGCCUUUGGUGUUCUCCUUGGGCACCAUGACCCAGGGCAUCACCGAGGGCCUGGAGGAGGCUUUGGCCACCAUGACCUUGGGCUCCGUGCGAUUGGUCCAAGUGCCCUCCUACAUGGGAUAUCCCAACGGCUUGGCGCGCGUUGGAGUCAAGCCGCCCUUGCGCCGGCCAAUCCCAAGGGAGGGCCUUCGUUACGAGGUGGAGCUCCUCCGUUGCGUUCCUGCGCCCAAAGAGAAUGGCGGAGAUCCCUCGCAGCGCUUGUGCUGCUCCGACCCCGAAUACCCAUGCAAGGUGCCUCCAAAACUACGGCUGGAUGUGAUCACGGAUGGCAGCUGAGGUACUUCAGCCAAGAAGUGUGACAG